GGCCCCCUCUUCGCAUGCGCAGACGCCGUACAGAGCCAAAUACUUUUUCUGGACGGCUAUAAACAAGAAGGGCCGGCUUCUGAUAUUUAUUCUUCACAUCCCGUCACACCAAGCAAUAAAUAGAAGAUUCAAUACAUAUCCUAUUCAAAUCCGGCAAUCAUUUGUACAGCUUGCAUAAAUCACAUUAGUUAUCCACAUUUACUAGAAGCACUUGAACGCAGCACGGGCAUAACAGGAAAUGAGAUGAGUUGUCGUUUUGGGCCGUAGUUUCGAGAGACGCACAUCGUAAAACGGUUUUCCGGGUAACUUUUCAUCCACUGCCCUGUGCCGCCUUGCCAGAUCAUCUUUCCCCAGGCCCCGUGUGUGUACUCUUGGGAUGCAGUGCCUGGAGGAGGACCUGACAUGCUCCGUAUGCUACUCUCUGUUCUCGGACCCCAGAGUCCUGCCUUGCUCGCACACCUUCUGCAAAACCUGCUUGGACAGCCUACUCCAGGUGUCUCAUAACUACUCCAUCUGGCGCCCUCUUCGCAUGCCUCUCAAAUGCCCCAACUGUCGUAAUGUGGCGGAGCUGCCCCCUACUGGCACAGAAGCUCUGCCCUGCAACGUGUCGCUGAAGGCAAUCAUUGAGAAAUACCAGAAAGAUGGUCAUCCUACUGGGACAUUUUGUGAGGAGCAUCAACAACAGCCACUGAACAUGUAUUGUGUUCAGGACCGGCAGCUCAUCUGUGGCUUAUGUCUGACUAUUGGACAGCACCAGGGACACCCCAUAGAUGACCUGCAGACUGCAUACAUCAGAGAGAAGCAUACUCCACAGCAGCUGGCUAAACUCUCUGAGCAGAAAUGGACACAGGUUUGUGAACUAGGGAAGCAACUAGAGCAGGAAAAGGAACGCUGUGAUGAUGUUUUGCAGCAGGAUAGACAGGAGGUUCUUCAGUUCUUUCAAUCGUUGGAGGCAACACUGGUCAAGAAGAAGCUGGCAUAUCUGGAUGCUCUUGACAAAGCCUGCUCAGAAGUGGCACAUGCUUAUGACCCACUGAUCUAUAGAGUGAAGGAGCUGCAGGAGGAGCAGUUGGAUCUGGUAUCCUUGGGCUCUGCUGUGGAGGAUGAGGAUUCAGCACUGGUUUUCUUGGAUAAAGUUCAUUUAUUUAGGGAGCGAGUGGAGGAGUUCAUCCAAACACCUUUGCCAUCCUCGUUGAGCCUCUCCGUGAGCCCUCGAGCUGCAGAUUACCUACACACACACUGGCCCGCUGUCACUAUCUGCAGCUUGGAUCAGGCCCCUGUUCCUAAAGUGACAUGUUGUACAAGAUGUUGUUCACAGGCAGUUUGUGAUCAUCCUGCCUCCUGGCCCCAGCAGCUUUGCCUUGGACCCCUAAUGGCAUGCACGCUGCUUCUAGGACUACUUAUAGCUGUGUGGGGAUAUACUGAAGGUGCAACAUCAUAUGACUUCUCUCAGCUAUCCAACAUCAGUGAGGUGGUCCACAAUAUCAGCAAUGAACUCAUCUCCUCAGUUUGGAGCUCAGCAGAGUUAGUGGUCACCUAUGUACACAGGUCUCAUCUUGUUGCAAUGGGAGAACAGUUUUUCCAGAAGCUUGGUAAAUUAACAUACUGGUAUGAAUAAAAUCCAACUCAUUCAACAUUAGACAUCAUGGUUCACUUCUAACAGUAUUUUGAUUAGUUACAUACUUUAUACUUAAAUGUGAAUGAUCGUAUUUACUUGAGACAUCAGAGUUUGAUUUAAGGAAUUCAUUCAGUCUUGUUUCUUGCUAAAUUAAACGUAUUAGCAUCUUAAUGUUUUAAAAUGUAAAACUGAAUAGACCAAGCUCUACAGCUGUAUGAGAGCAGUUCUACAAAUGUGUACUUUUUCAUUUUUACUUACCACUUUAUUUAGUCCCGUGAGAUAAGCCAUUGGCUCAAACUAGUAUUAAGCUACUAAAGUUGUGUGAUUUAAAUAACUCUCCAAACAUCACUUUAAUCAUUUGUGCAUUUUAAAAUUACUUUAAAUAAAUAACAUUGUUUUAUUGCA
Molecule: messenger RNA, 2023 nt
Organism: Boleophthalmus pectinirostris (great blue-spotted mudskipper)
Lineage: Eukaryota; Metazoa; Chordata; Actinopteri; Gobiiformes; Gobiidae
Gene: trim59
Product: tripartite motif containing 59
Exons: 5
Coding region: 377-1618 (413 amino acids)
Biological process (GO): cilium assembly
Cellular component (GO): cilium; centrosome; intraciliary transport particle B
Molecular function (GO): zinc ion binding
Source: RefSeq, a predicted model, not a curated record